Messenger RNA from Hemicordylus capensis (graceful crag lizard), 8527 nucleotides. It is a transcript of the gene ZMIZ1, whose product is annotated as zinc finger MIZ-type containing 1. The transcript is spliced from 28 exons. Lineage: Eukaryota; Metazoa; Chordata; Lepidosauria; Squamata; Cordylidae. Gene Ontology annotation, molecular function: zinc ion binding; SUMO ligase activity. Gene Ontology annotation, biological process: regulation of transcription by RNA polymerase II; protein sumoylation. The record is from RefSeq and is a predicted model, not a curated record. Bases 1131 to 4373 code for a protein of 1080 amino acids.
UUUGCGUUGUUCAACUUGGCUCUUAAAGAUUUUAACUUUAGGUGGUCAGAAGGUGGGGUAGAAGGGAAAAGAUACAGACACACACCGAGAGAAAAGCAUCCUUAUAGGAGAGACAGCUCCCUUUCAGAUAGGAAUCUGGGACAGAUUUUGCCAACAGCCAGAAGCUGGGCCCUUUGGUAAUAAAAUAGCCAAUGUAAUUUGACACUUCAACUUGCUCUGCUCUCUGCUAGUUGAUUCACUUAUUCUCCCACUAACACUGAGCUCCUUUUCACUGUCUGUGAGAGGCUUUCCCCCCCAUUAUUAUAAAAAAAGGCAAGAAAUGAGAGGUUUUUGUUUUUUAAAAAUGAAAAUUUAAAAGCUACCUGAAGGAGACCUGCAAAGCCAUUGGAGAGAGGAAAUAUUUUGCUUUGCCUGCUUUCUUCCUUAUGAAUUUUCCCUGCUUUCAAGCCUCUGCUAAUUUCCCCCCCAAUCUGUAGGGUUUGAAAUUAAAUGAGGAAUUUGACUAGUGUUGAUUGCACUGGAUUGGCUUCAGUUCAUACUUUGGGAUAUCAAGUUGGAAAGACCUUGUGUGUUGUGGAUGAAGGCAUUGCUCUUGGCUCCCUUUCUCCUUGUCUCCCUGUAAAAGAGCUCCUGUAAACUAAUUGAUGGUGGCCUCUUCAGAGAUUUGAAAGAAAGGGUCUGAGGAAUUAAAGGUAUAAGGAUUCAUUUGCUGUGAAGUUGUGCAUCUUGCCCUUGGUGUUGAGAGUGGGAUUAAAGUCAGACCAGAAGUUUGUAUUCCUAAAUGCUGAACCAUUUCAAGGAAAAUCUUGUUAUGUGAAGCUACAGAGAGCCUAGUUAUCGGGUGCUGUGGGGUAAGAGGUGCUUGAGGAAUACUCAGCUGCAAACCAUCCAGCUGGUCAUGGGUUUCAGAGCUUCAGCAAAUACAGUCUCCCUCCAAGAUCUUGGAAUCUGUUAACUGAUUAUAAAGUGCCUGAAUUCCUUCAGCGGAGAGGAAUGUGGAAGUCACAGCAAAGGGAAGUUCUGUGUUGCUUGCUGUUGCCAAAGAAAGCCAGGUGGUUCUGGAGCAAGAGAGCUGGAAGCUUGAAGGAUUUUAAUGGCUUUCAGGUAGAAUCCAAGUGGAGACAAUCAAAAUGAAUUCUAUGGACAGGCACAUACAGCAGACCAAUGAUCGGCUGCAGUGCAUAAAACAGCACUUACAGAAUCCUGCCAACUUCCACAAUGCAGCUACAGAACUCUUGGAUUGGUGUGGUGAUCCAAGAGCAUUCCAGAGGCCCUUUGAACAGAGUCUGAUGGGCUGUUUGACGGUUGUUAGCAGAGUGGCAGCACAGCAGGGCUUUGACCUGGACCUUGGAUACAGGCUGCUGGCCGUUUGUGCAGCCAACAGGGACAAGUUUACGCCAAAAUCAGCUGCACUGCUUUCAUCGUGGUGUGAGGAGCUGGGACGGCUCUUGCUGCUGCGCCACCAGAAAAGCCGGCAAAACGACCCCCCGGGGAAGCUACCCAUGCAGCCACCCAUGAACUCCAUGAGCUCCAUGAAACCCUCCCUUUCACAUAGGUGCAUAUGUGACGGCUGCCAUCUUGACAGACCCCAGAGAUUGAAACGGGGACCUCCAGAGCUGAAAGCUGAUGGGUCUUUCCCUUAUGAUUCUGUUCCUUGGCAGCAAAACACCAACCAACCACCAGGCUCCCUAUCAGUGGUCACUACAGUAUGGGGAGUGACCAAUACCUCCCAGAGCCAGGUGCUGGGGAAUCCCAUGGCAAAUGCUAACAAUCCUAUGAACCCAGCAGGCAACCCCAUGGCUUCUGGGAUGACUACUAGCAAUCCUGGAAUGAAUUCACCUCAGUUUGCUGGGCAGCAACAGCAGUUCUCUGCCAAGGCUGGCUCCAACCAGCCAUACAUACAGCAGGGCAUGUAUGGAAGGCCCAACUACCCAGGGAGUGGAGGCUUUGGAGGAAGCUACCCAGGAGGCCCUAAUAACCCUGCAGGAAUGGGUAUCCCGCCCCACACCAGGCCGCCUGCUGAUUUCAGUCAACCAGCCGCUGCUGCAGCUGCUGCUGCAGUUGCAGCCGCAGCAGCCACAGCCACAGCUACAGCCACAGCAACAGUUGCGGCCCUUCAGGAAACUCAGAACAAGGAAAUGAACCAGUAUGGACCGGUUUGUUCCUCUUUCCAGAUGGGUCCAGCUCAGGCUUAUAACAGCCAGUUCAUGAACCAGCCUGGCCCUCGUGGUCCUGCUUCCAUGCCGGGCAGCAUGAACCCUGCAACUAUGGGAGCAGGCAUGACACCUUCCAAUAUGAGCGGGCCACCUAUGGGCAUGAACCAGCCCAGGCCGCCUGGAAUGAGCCCCUUCAAUCAUGGGCAAAGGAUGCCACAGCAAGCCUACCCUGGCCCACGUCCCCAGUCUCUGCCUAUGCAGAGCAUGAAGAGACCGUAUCCAGGAGAGCCAAAUUAUGGAAACCAGCAGUAUGGACCAAAUAGUCAGUUUCCAUCCCAGCCUGGUCAAUAUCCAGCUCCCAACCCUCCACGACCCCUUACAUCUCCUAAUUAUCCUGGACAAAGGAUGCCAAACCAGCAAAACACAGGGCAAUAUCCUCCUCCAGCAGUCAACAUGGGACAGUAUUACAAGCCAUCAAGACCUGUUCCUGUGGCAAAUUACCCUCACUCGCCUGUUCCAGGAAAUCCCACACCACCUAUGACUCCAGGGAGCAAUAUUCCUCCAUACUUGUCCCCUAAUCAGGAUAUCAAACCACCAUUCCCUCCUGACAUUAAGCCAAAUAUCAAUACUUUACCGCCACCUCCAAAUGCUAAAGGGAAAGUUCACGCUUUCUCUCCCUCUUCGAUCCCAGCCAACCACAACGAUGAGCUGCGCCUGACGUUCCCUGUGAGAGAUGGGGUGGUAUUAGAGCCCUUCCGGCUGGAGCACAACUUGGCAGUCAGCAACCAUGUUUUUCACCUACGGCCUACUGUCCAUCAGACACUCAUGUGGAGGUCAGACUUGGAGCUACAGUUCAAGUGCUAUCACCAUGAAGACAGACAGAUGAAUACCAAUUGGCCAGCAUCUGUUCAAGUCAGUGUCAACGCAACUCCACUUACCAUUGAACGUGGCGACAACAAGACGUCACAUAAACCCCUGCACCUCAAACAUGUCUGCCAGCCAGGAAGAAACACAAUUCAAAUUACUGUCACAGCAUGCUGUUGUUCCCACUUGUUCGUAUUGCAGUUGGUACACCGGCCAUCAGUACGUUCUGUACUUCAGGGUUUACUAAAGAAACGUCUCCUUCCAGCUGAGCACUGUAUAACUAAAAUCAAGAGGAAUUUUAGCAGUGUGGCCGCCUCCUCUGGUAAUGCAACCCUAAAUGGCGAAGAUGGAGUGGAGCAGACGGCUAUCAAAGUAUCUCUGAAGUGUCCAAUCACAUUCCGGCGGAUCCAGCUUCCAGCAAGAGGCCAUGAUUGCAAACAUGUACAGUGCUUUGAUCUGGAAUCCUACUUGCAGCUGAACUGUGAACGAGGGACGUGGAGGUGUCCUGUAUGCAAUAAAACAGCUCUGCUGGAAGGCCUGGAGGUUGACCAGUAUAUGUGGGGCAUUCUGAACGCUAUACAAAACUCUGAGUUUGAGGAAGUCACAAUCGACCCAACAUGCAGCUGGAGGCCUGUCCCGAUCAAGUCAGACAUCCACAUCAAAGAUGAUCCAGAUGGCAUUCCUUCUAAGAGGUUUAAAACCAUGAGUCCCAGCCAGAUGAUCAUGCCUAAUGUGAUGGAGAUGAUUGCAGCCUUGGGUCCAGGUCCAUCACCUUAUCCAUCAAUUCCUCCCCCACCUGGGGGCACCAAUUCCAGCGAAUACAGUAACCAAGGUAACAGUUACCAAGGUCACAGCAACUUCGAUUUCCCCCAUGGGAAUCCUGGUGGAACUUCUAUGAAUGACUUCAUGCAUGCACCUCAGCUGUCACACCCUCCAGACAUGCCCAGUAACAUGGCAGCUCUCGACAAACCCCUCAGUCACCCCAUGCAGGAUCCUAUCCCUCAUCCCGGCAGCACUGAUCAAUCCCAUAGUUCCAUGCAGCAAAGUAUGCACGUACCUCAUCCCAGCAGCCAGUCAGGGCAGCCAUUACAUCACAGCGGUCCUCCUACCCAGCAGUCCCGGCAGCCACCACAGGCCGCUUCUAGCAACCAUCCACACAAUGACCUGGCCUUUAACCCCUCCUCAGCCUUAGAAGGUCAGGCUGGUGGGCAGGGAGCAUCUGACAUGCCGGAGCCAUCGCUGGAUCUGCUUCCAGAACUCACAAAUCCAGAUGAGCUACUUUCAUACCUGGAUCCUCCUGACUUACCAAGCAAUAGCAAUGAUGACCUUCUUUCUCUCUUUGAGAACAACUGAAGCCUUCUGUGUUUUGUCUCCAACACCUUUCACUUGUUUGACACAUCUGUAGCUUCACAGUGAGGAAUCCCAGAACACCCUUUUCCAUGACAACAAACUCACAACUUGAGCAAAUGGUGCACACUCCCUACUUUCUUCAUCUCAGAACUGCUUGAGUCAAGCUUUACUAAUGGUAGGGAAAAGCAAGAGGAGAAUAUAGUGGUGACUUUAUAGACUACCACUCCACAUCACAGACCGUUUGUGCAGCUAUGGAAAACCUCACUCGUUAAUUCAGCAGAGUUACAAGAAUGAGUUUUUUGGGAUAUGCAUAGCCAGAAGUAUCCUGGUAGAAGCCAGUAUCAGCAAGGGGAAAAAAGGCAACAGAACUAUUCUUAAAUGACCUGUUUCAGAAUGUCCUUCCAACACGUGUUCUUCCAUGGGUUUCCCCCCUUAUUCUCUAGUGUCUGUUCUACUGUGUUCCUUCCCUGCCUCCCCCAGUCUGUACUUUUGUGUCAGACGGAAUAAGGACAAAAAUUAUCUGGCAAUGCAUUCAGACAAGCCAAACAAACUCAAACCAUAAAACACAUACCAAAAAGCACAAAAUAUUCAAUAAAGAUGUCACAAGUAGGAUUAAAAAAAUACAAAAUGCAUCAAAGGGAGGUAUAUGUUGUUUAGACAAUGGUUUCUCUGUGGUGGAAGAGUCCUGUGAAUCUCCAGGCUGCAGCAAACGUGUUUUUUUUAAAUUGUAGCAAUUUUUUAAUUAAUCAUGUGGGCAGGGUAACCCCUUUGCUCUUACCGAGAGACUUGGAUACCUUGUUUUCUUCUGUCUCUCCCCCUCCCCCCACCUUUUAAAAAAAUUAUUUGUUCUUAUGAGAUUUGGUUUCAGACGACUGCUUUUUGUGAUGCUGUAGUGGCCAACCAUUAAGUUGGGAGGGGGAAGAACCAUAUUCCCAUAUAAAGUGGGGAAAGAGAUAAACUGUCGAUUGUCACCAAGAGCUUUCCGUUUUCCUAAUCUGUGCAGUUAGACCAUUGCUCAGUUCCUCAGCAGAAAAGGUGCAAAGAAAGAGCUCACUUCAAGAUGGGGGAGGGAAGCAUCGCCCCCAGUAUUCUUGGAAAUAAUUGGAAUAGGCAUUUGCAAUGGGAAAGACACCUUGUACACCUCCUCAUAGGCUGCUCUGUAUUUUCCAGAUUGUAAUGUGUGGCUCAACCUUUUCAUUUUCUUUUUCAAGUUUGUUGUAUUCUUUAGCUGCCAGGACCUUUUUUGUUUUUCCUUUAAAAGCAACAACAACAACAACAUUUUCCAAGGACAAUGGGCAUGGGAAGAAUAAGUCAUUUUGGUACAAUAGUACAGCACACUCUUGUGCCACAAUGCUUCCAUGGUAUUUGUGCUUCUCAUGUGGUUGCCUCCCUCCUGCAUGAGCUUCCAGUCACUUCUGGGCCCAUUUCUCUGCUCUUGUCAUUCUCUCUUUAUAAAUUAUGUAUAAUAUCUGUGUGUUGAGACGUGCAUGUGUGCCAACUUUGCCCUGGCGGGCCAACAUUUCAUCUUUUGCCCACUGUGUACAGCUAUUCCUUUCUCUGUGAAUAAAGAAACUUUGAUUGCUUCCUUCCUCAACCGAAUCAAAUCAAAUAUCCCCAUAUUUGAUUUCAGUGGUAGGCUUUCAACUUUGUGCAGAUGGAACUCUUGCUUGUCAGUUUUGAUGUGUAAACUCCACCCGCCUUGCCCUCUGUGAAUGGCAUGACAUGUGCAUUCCAUUCUGAAUUUGCUGUCUUCACCAAAGUCAUGCUUGUAAAUUCUUUACGCAUUUGUUUUUAGCAUCUACCACCACUGCUGUAUAUGCAUCUUGUUAUAUAUAUAUGCUAGUCCACAGCACCUUGCUGUAGAUAUUACAGGAAAUGGCAGUUUUAGUUCUUCUAUUAUUUUCCAGUAGGAGUGUUGAAUUUGUAAAACAUUUUAUGUAGAGAUGUUCCUACAUUUAUUUACUCCCCACCCCCUUUGAGUUCCCCCCUCAAAAGAAGCGCUGUUCAUUAUGCAAAAUCAAUUAUUUUAAGAAUUGCUAUUGUAAAUACCUUUUGUGAAUAUUUUAGUAUCGUCUUUUUAUUAUAAUAUUCAACGUUUUCAUGAUCUGGUUAUACAUGUGUUUUAAAAUACAUAGUCCUGAAAAAUACAGUGUGGGUCUUUUUUUUCCUCUCCCUCCUUAAGAAAAAAGUGUUCUUGGACUAAGGGAGCUAUUUUUCCCCCUUUUUAUAAACUAGCCCCUGUCCUUUUCUCAAAUAAGUUAUACAUCUGACUGGUGUCCUAAACUGAUCUGAAAAUAAAUUAUUAUGAGCUGUUAAGCAUAACUAUCUUACAUACAUCACCCAGGCAUUUUGCUCUGUGGACAGACAAGCUAUUUUUAAGGCUCUCAUUUUUGUAUCCUUCUGAAAAUGACACUGUCCUACAGAUAGGUAAGGAAAAAGCAAUACAAGAUAUACACUGCACAAGAGUUCUACUAUUAGACACCUGGGUUAUAAUAUGGUGCCACAACUGUGGUUGGACACUAGUGUGAUAAUACUAAAGCUUAGAGCUUCCUUUUACUACAAACUUUCUUUCUUUCUUUCUUUCUUUCUUUCUUUCUUUCUUUCUUUCUUUCAGCAUUUUGCUGCAUCACUGACAAAUUUUGAAAUCAUUUGUAUGAGCAGCUAGAAGUCAGCUGACUUUUUGUUUCCCCAUCAUUCUUGCUUGUUUUAAGCCAUAUUCAACUUCUUGCCUAUUUGUUUUUAUCACUGAUUUUAUAAAAUUGCUCCCCUACUGUCUAAACUAGGUACUUGAAAUACUUUUUUUCUGUUUAACUGGAAACAGAACCAUUGAAAAACGGAUGUGUUGAGAACUAAUGUUUUGCUGAUGGCAAUCUAAAUGAUCAUAUUAAAAAGUACCUUGAAGAGGCAUAAAAGGGUAAUUCUUGGGACUAAUGAACAUGUUUGUUUUCAUGCUUUCCAUCAUAUGAAGAUGUCUUUUUCUAGUAUGAUAAUUAAAUGUGCAUUUUCGACAGCUGUAGAUUUUAUGUAUACUGAUCUGGUCUAUAGAAAGAGGACACAAAGAUAACUAAAUACAAGGGCUAUCUGAGCUGGAUUUGUGACAAGCAGCUGCCAAGAUUCAGCCACAUACUCGCUUUAUGUUUUAUCAAAGUGCAUAUUUAUCAAAGGAGCAUCUUGCAUGAAGUCAGCCCAGAAUGCCCACACAAGUGGUCACUCAUUAGCAUGUUAAAUUACUGCGACUGUUUCAAGAUAGUAGAAAAAACAAAAAAAGUUAAUUUUUAGUCUGCUCACUGCUAUCAUGUUAAAAUGUGGAGAAAACCUCCCAAAUAACGAGUAAUUUUGUUGGAUGGCAAAUUUAUAUCCCCAAAGUAUUUUUUAUUCCUUGUUCCAGGGGCAUUUGGUUUGGAGGUGUUUUUUUAAAAAAUUGUUUCGUUAUUGACACACACCAGGAAAAGAACCCACAGAGAUUUAUAGUUCUACUGCCAAGGCAUAAUAUAAUUAUUAUUAUAAUUAUUAUUAUAGGAUGAUGAAACCACACUAAUGUCUGCAGUGGAGACUCCAGGGACAUCUGUACAUAUGUAAAUGGCAAAUAGAGACAUGUUAACAGAAAUGCAUUCAUUUUCCUUGGAAUGUGCAUUGUUUUUAUUUUGCAGGAAAAAAAUAAAGCUUGAAGAGCCAUCUUAUGUGGAAAAUGAAUCCUGUUUGUUAGCGUUUGUGAAGUCUCCACAUUUGUUUCAAUUCUUGUAAUAUACUCUGGAUCCUUUGUGGGGGAAACUUCUGUUGCAUUUUUGUUUUACCUUCGUGUAAUAAUUAGCUUAUGUGUACUAGUCUUAUCACCUGUGUAUUUUUAGGGUGCUACAAAAAUAAUGAAGAAAAUAAGGGGAUUAAAUAAAAAAGAUUGUAACCAAAUUCAUACUUUGUACAAUUUUUGAUAUUGUGAUCAGAGGAGAAUUUAAAAAAAAAAGUACAAUCUGAAGUAACAUGCAAAAAUGGCCAUUGUCUUUGUUUGUACAUUGUAUGUACAGUACAAUGCAAUCAUUUCAUACUUUAAAACUGGUCAGAAAAAAAUUGUGAUUUUUAGUCUUGCAAAACCGUAUGUAGUUAGAUGAUGUGACAACCUAAUAUUUAUCUAAUAAAUAUGUAUUCCAAUGAAACCUGUA